Molecule: messenger RNA, 3245 nt
Organism: Clarias gariepinus (North African catfish)
Lineage: Eukaryota; Metazoa; Chordata; Actinopteri; Siluriformes; Clariidae
Gene: btbd2b
Product: BTB/POZ domain-containing protein 2
Exons: 9
Coding region: 28-1743 (571 amino acids)
Biological process (GO): neurogenesis
Cellular component (GO): P-body; cytosol
Molecular function (GO): protein binding
Source: RefSeq, a predicted model, not a curated record
CCUAGAAGGGAGAAGUUGAAGUCCAAGAUGGCUUCUGGAGACAACGGCGGUCGGGCCCCGUGUUUAAAUUUUGCCUCUCCGGGUCCGCUGGGUAACAGUCAACCGAGCAACAGUAGUUACACUUUAGCGGCAAGCAACGGAGGAUCCAUCGGGGCGAGCGGAAGCUCACAGAGCGCGACGAGACGCUCAAAUCCCCAGCCGGGGCCUAACGGCUCCGAAAGCAGCGGUGUCGCCGCCGGGCUUCCGCCGAACAUGCGCAACUCUCUCCCGCAGGCCGUGGCGCAGGGCUCGGUCAUAGCGGGAGCGGUCGGGGGUUCGAUGGCGGCCGCGGUGGCGUCGAACAUGACCGGACAAGCGUCAAAUUCAGGGCCUGUCCCUACACCCCACUCCUCACUUUCUGCCCCUCCGGCUGCAGCAGCGGUGCUGGUUUACCGAGAGCCCGUGUAUAACUGGCAAGCGACGAAAAGUACUGUGAAGGAAAGAUUUGCGUUUCUCUUCAAUAACGAGGUGCUCAGCGACGUUCACUUUCUGGUGGGUAAAGGGAUGGGAGUGCAGCGCAUACCUGCUCACAGGUUUGUUUUGGCAGUUGGCAGUGCUGUGUUCGAUGCCAUGUUUAACGGAGGCAUGGCCACCACCUCCACAGAGAUCGAGCUGCCGGAUGUAGAGCCUGCUGCUUUCCUGGCCCUGCUCAAGUUUCUGUACUCUGACGAGGUUCAGAUCGGACCCGAGACUGUAAUGACCACUCUGUACACGGCAAAGAAAUACGCAGUCCCGGCGCUGGAGGCUCACUGCGUGGAGUUCCUGAAGAAAAACCUGCGGGCUGACAACGCCUUCAUGCUUCUCACACAGGCACGGCUCUUUGAUGAACCUCAGCUGGCCAGUCUGUGCCUUGAGAAUAUUGACAAGAAUACAGGAGAUGCUCUGGCUGCAGAAGGAUUCACAGAUAUAGAUCUGGACACCCUCGUGGCUGUGCUGGAGCGGGACACGCUCGGGGUGCGGGAGGUCCGGUUGUUUGGAGCGGCGGUGCGUUGGGCCGAGGCAGAGGCUCACAGGCAGCAGCUGCAGCCCACACCUGAGAAUAAGAGACGCGUAUUGGGGAAAGCUCUUACCCUGAUCCGCUUCCCUCUAAUGACCAUAGAAGAGUUUGCAGCAGGUCCUGCUCAGUCAGGCAUUCUGACAGACAGGGAGGUGGUCAGUCUGUUCCUCCACUUCACAGUGAACCCCAAACCGCGAGUGGAGUUCAUCGACCGGCCCCGCUGCUGUCUGCGCGGGAAGGAGUGCAGCAUCACGCGCUUCGCCCAGGUGGAGAGUCGCUGGGGAUACAGUGGGACCAGUGAUCGCAUCAGGUUCUGUGUAAACCGAAGGAUAUUUGUUGUGGGUUUUGGACUGUACGGGUCUAUACACGGACCCACAGACUAUCAGGUCAACAUCCAGAUCAUUCACACAGACAGUAACACAGUCCUUGGUCAGAAUGACACAGGUUUCAGUUGCGACGGGUCAUCGAGCACCUUCAGGGUCAUGUUCAAAGAGCCGGUGGAGGUUUUGCCCAAUGUAAACUACACAGCCUGCGCCACUCUUAAGGGUCCAGACUCCCACUACGGCACCAAAGGCAUGCGGAAGGUUACCCAUGAAUCUUCAGGAUCUGGCACUAAAACCUGCUUUACCUUCUGCUACGCCGCCGGCAACAACAAUGGCACUUCCGUCGAGGACGGGCAGAUCCCCGAGGUCAUCUUCUACACAUAAUGACCAUUGAGUUCUUCCAUGUUAAGGAGUUUUGGGCAGUGUUACAAACCGCUCACUAAUUGCCUUCCAGUUUUAUUAACAAAUCCAUAAGUGGAAGAGCUGAACUUGGUGGGUAAUGUAGUGGACAGCGGAGAUGUUUAGAGUCCUACACUUUCACCUGCACUUUCUAAAAAGCUGCACAGAGUUAAUCUGCGUGUUUGCUGAUUUGAGAAGGAGUCUACGUUCAUGUUGAUUAUUAUAGAACCCAUAGGCUGUGAACUAUUCACCAGCAGACUGACCUUGAUGCUGUCUAACUGGAUUGAAGAACUGUUAAUGCGUUUCCUGUCUUUAACAGCUCGUUCAGCAUCUCUUAAUUAGGGAAAACUUGAGGAAAAGGUUUUCUUUAGGUAAUCUGGAUUAGUCUAUUUUAUGCCAGCAGGGGGUAUGUGAGAUCAGGAUCUUGAAGCCUUUCUACGAGAAUGCAGGGGAAUUCUGGGUGCUCAUUGGGUCCCUUAUAUUUUGUGCCAAAACCUUGCACUUAGAGAAUACGUCCUUUACAGACAGUUAACUAAUGGUCAGUGAUGUUUAACAGUAACAGAAUCAACAUUAAGCCAAGCAUACAGCUCUGUAGAUCACCUUAGGCUGUUGUGUAAAUUGGGUCCUUCAAGGACGGAGCAUCGGCCCUCUGCUUUUGUCAGAUCUAAUGUAUUAAAUCUUCAACUCUGUGCUUCUCACUCACUUACCAUAUAAUCCAGUGAGUUCUCAUAGGCCACUCUCACAUAAUCAGCUGUUAAAAUUUCUGCUCGUGUGGUGAAAUUUCGCAUAUGUGAAAGUAAGAGCAACAAAUUUUUUUGUCUGUUGAAAAAAAAAAAGUAAAUGAUUUGACUUGCCUGGUUCAUAAUGUAAACGUGAGACUCUAUUUAUACUGGAUCCAUGGAGUUUUUGGGCAUUCUUUAUUCAUGUCAGUAGCGAGUGGUUCUUUCAUUAAUGUUUUAAAAAUAUUUAAAAACUGGAUUUAAUUUGUCUCCCCCCCCCCGUCUUUGUUACUGACACGAGUAUAGAAUGACUAAAUUUUGUUUAACCGGUCACCUCCUAGACCAAGCCUCUCUUUACACAUCUGUAAGAUACUCUGUCCGUCCAAUAACCUUUGUGCGAUUAUUGAAACAAACUGACGGGUACCCGAAUACCACACAACACAGAUGGCGUGCAAAGGACUGUUGCAAAGCACUUAUCGUUAAUGUAGCUCGACUGGUUCAGAACUGUUACUUUUUUUUUUUUUUUUUUUUUUUGCCUUGUCUGGUGAGAUUAAACCAAGGUUUGUUUUUUUUCUGUUUCUGUGUAACCAGCAUCAACCCGUAAAGUACUGACGUCUCACCUCAUGUGUGUGUACAAUGCUAUUAAAUAAAAAGGUUGUUCAAUGCAAGUGUUUAAAUUUUCUUGGACAGUUAACGUCUUGUAGGGUGAUCUAGGGACACAAUGAACACAAACUGCACAGGAAAAGGUUUUUUUUUUUUUUUUUUCUU